Temnothorax curvispinosus is the source of this 1946-nucleotide messenger RNA. RefSeq lists its product as uncharacterized. The annotation marks the transcript as partial. Gene Ontology annotation, molecular function: sequence-specific DNA binding. The record is from RefSeq and is a predicted model, not a curated record. Lineage: Eukaryota; Metazoa; Arthropoda; Insecta; Hymenoptera; Formicidae. The transcript has 2 exons.
UAGACGGUCAUAUAUAUAACCCAUUUGAUUUAUAUCGGUUCUUAUCUUUCUUACAGUUUUAAAUAUUAAUCAAUGAUAAAUAAAUAUGGUAAAAAGGUGCGAAGUUUCUGGCUGCCCUGUUAGGCAAGGUAAAGGGUUACGAUUAUUUUAUUUUCCAAAAUGUGAAAAGCGACGUUUACUUUGGCAAUCUUGGAUAAGAGUCAACCGACCUGGAUGGAGCCCUAAAACGAAUAGCCGCAUAUGUGAGUUGCACUUUGCUCCAAAUUGUUACGAAAAGCGACAGGAUGGGAAGAAAAUAUUGAAAAAUACAGCUAUACCCAGUUUGCAAGAAGAGUCAUUAGAAAACAUUGAAAAUGCAGAGCAUUUAAAGUCAUUACCGGAAAGAUUUCAAACUUCUGAAACUAGAGUUUGUUUAUCAGAUGUAACCAAUUUUUUAGAAGCGAAGAAAUCAGCUGUUUUACAUGAUUCAGAUUAUUUAAAUUGUUCAACAUCUGCUUCAUCAAAGAUAUUGCCAUCUCAAGUGUCUUCUAUUACAGACUCUAUAGCAGAUAAAGAAAAUACUGAAAAUUCACUUAUGUGGUUUGCACAUUUGUGCUCACAGUUCGGAUCAAUUAAUAAUGUUUCUUCAAGUCAUUCUAAUUCCUUUUUAAAUGAGUCUAUGCCAAUAGAAGUUACACAGUCGCUCUUAUCCUGUCCAGUUAACAAUUCUUCUGGUACAGCUGUAGAAAAUGACAAAAGUAUGAUACAGUCUAGCCUAACAGAAAAUGUCAGUACUCAAACAAAUAUAUUUGAAUGUGAUAAUGUCAGCACUCAAACAAAUACAUUUAAAUGUGAUAAUGUCAGUACUCAAACAAAUACAUUUCAAUGUGAUAAUGUUUCUGUUUCUACUGAUAAUUCUGUAACAAUCAUUGAAACAUUGAAGAAAGAGAUAGUUGAGAAACAUAAGAGAAUUGAAACCUUUGAAAAGCAGCUUGAUAUUAUCAAAAAAAGUACCGAGAAAGUUUAUAAAAUGUAUUUUGACACUAAACGCAAGUAUGCAGCUCAUUACAAACAAGUAAAACGCUUGAAAGAAAAUAAAAACAAGAUUUAUACUAUUCUUCGCAAGAAGCUGUAUCCAGAUCAAAUAGAAGCUUUAAGAAGAAAAUCAAAUAAUGGAUUGAAGUGGAGCUCAGCUACUAUAAAAGAUGCUCUUGUCUUUAAAAUGAAAUGGGGAACACAGGGUUAUACCGAUUUUGUUAAGCACCUUCCUAUUUAUCCUAGCAUUCGAACACUGCAGAGACAGUUAUAUCAUUUAAAAUUUAACAGUGGUAUUCUACUUGAAGUGUUCGACAUGCUAAAAUCUGAAGUACCUGGCAUGGUCACAGAAGAAAGAGAAUGUGUGAUGGUUCUUGAUGAAAUGGCAAUAAAACCUGGUGAAGUAUUUGAUCCAUCAAUACAAAGAAUGAUUGGAUUCUGCACUUUUCCUACACACUCAGGAAUUGCAACAAAAGUUUUAGUCAUUUUACUGGCAGGAAUUACUCGUCGAUGGAAGAUCACUGUUGCUUAUUAUUUUACCGGUACGACAGAUUCCGAAUGCAAAGCACAAGAUGUAAAUGCUACGGGAAAUGCACUGAAGAAAAUCAUCCUCAAUUUAAUUGAAAAGGCAGAAAAUAUUGGUCUGCGUGUCAACGCAGUGAUCAGCGAUAUGGGCAGUGACAACAAAGCCAUGUGGAAUGCAUUCGGAGUUGGAUGUACCAGAAAAAAUGUAAAAGCAAACAUUAUGCAUCCUGUUAGACCAACGAACAAAUUAUAUUUCAUUCCCGAUCCAGUACAUCUGUUUAAGAAUAUUAAAAAUAUGUUAGAAAGUAAUAAAACUAUUCGUUUAUCUGCAGAUAUCUGUGCCACUGAAAAUUUAUCUAAUUCUUUAGUAGAUAUUCAACAUAUUGAAAUAUUACUUCAUCAUGAGA